Molecule: messenger RNA, 4107 nt
Organism: Auanema sp. JU1783
Lineage: Eukaryota; Metazoa; Nematoda; Chromadorea; Rhabditida; Rhabditidae
Source: the annotation of a GenBank genome assembly
AUGGUAGUCCUCAUCUUCCUGCUAUUUCCAUCCAUUUAUGGUCAAUAUCCAUUACCUCAAGAUCAACAAGUAUAUCCUCAAAGUGUGGGACAAUCUCAGUCUGUCUCCUAUACAGAUUCACAGGGACAUAACCGUUUCACAGAGUAUGAUGAAAAUCUAGUCUUAUAUGGUGAGGAUGCAGGAGAUCUGCGAAUCACGGAUAAUCAACGUCAGAACGGUCUUCAGAUCCGUUUGCACAACUUCUUUCCCUACUAUGGAGGACGUUACAACUAUACAAUGAUUUCAACAAAUGGUUUCAUUAGCUUUGCAUAUUUCUCGGAUGAUUCACCAUCUAUGACUGUCGGGUUGGAUGUUGAUUGGCCAAGUCAAAGUGAUCCAGCUGUUAUAGCUCCUUAUAUGUGCAAGCAACGUAUUCAAAGUGGUCAAGGCUUACAAUCUCAAAUAUACUAUCGGCUGGAAGUGCGUCAUGAUAUUGCUCAACAGUUUCAUAAUCGGCAACUUGAUAGACGACGUCAAAGUUGUCAGGGAAAGCCAGAUUACUUCAAAUGUGACGAAAAGUCGGAUGAAUUCUUAGAUUCUAUGCAGAAAGCAUUAAUGCAGGGAGUUGCUGGUGCUUCUACUUUCAGAGCUGAAGCUGCUCUUGUUGUUACAUGGGUUAACAUGAGACCAAAUAUAGGGUCCGAAAGGGGUUUGGCAACAUAUCAACUUGUGUGGCUUACUGAUGCACAGGGGCUGCAAUCAUACACUAUGAUUAAUUAUAACAAACUAGGUUUCGAUGCAGCUGAUAUGAACGGAAACUCCAGAACUGGCAAGUGUCAGGCUCUUUUCAAUGGAGGUAAUCACACUGGAACUAUUGCCGUUGAUUUAAAUGAAAUGACUAAGCAACAGCCUUCUUCGUUGGCUUCACGUUCAUCUGUUCCUCAUGUCGUUAGAGGAAGAUACUUUCAUCGAGUAGAUGAUGUAGUUCGUCCAGCUGGAUGUAGUAAUAAAACUGGAGGAACAUUCCCUCUGUUGAUAUAUCCAAAUAUCGUUUCUAUGUUGGGACAGGUGAACGUUGAUGUGAAUGGGCUGUGCUUGAAUCCUUCAACAACAUACGUUCUCAUGAUUGAACAACGUCAAACAGCUCCUUGUGAAAUCGUGAAUCCGUCUGUUGCUCGUUGCACGCUACCGAGAAUCCAAGAUUGGGGAACGAAAACGGUUUACUUCCAACCUCAAUCAGGGUUAUCGAAUGAUGAGAAAGCUUAUGUUGGUUUCAUCUACUUCGUACCACCUACUAUCGAUCCUAUGAGAUUGGAUAUCGGAGACAUACAUUCCUGGUAUCAGAACCCACCUCCCAGUCCAAUGAGCAUCAAAUGGUACCCUCGUAAUUUCUCUCUUCCAAGAUCUGAAUCAGAGUUCUCUCGAACCAAUUAUUUCGAUGAUUCAGUUUAUAAUGUUCAAUUAGGAUUGUAUGUUGUUGGAUACGCUGAAGCAAAGAAUGAGGAAGCUCGUAAAUGGACUCCUCAGCAUCGCGUGCUAGCCAGGUUAGCAACAUUCUCAAACCGAGCUGAUGAGUACUACCGAUGGAAUCCGAUGAUUGAAAAGUUCCAUGUGGAUCAUGAUGUCGAACAAUGGUACUUAAGUAGAAAAGAGCAAAGAAAGGAGCUUUUCAAAUAUAGAUUUGGAUACCUUAAGCUCGCACGAAUUCCAACGAACGAACAGAAUUCUCCAAUCAAUCGCGAUCAAGGCCUACACUUAGAGCUUCCAGAAGGCUUGGUUUCUUCACCCGUGUCCUUGCACUGGCUUUGGACCUUAACAGAAGAAUUCCCCUCCAACUACCGUGGAAACAAAGAUGAAAAGAAGAAACUGGUCAAGAAGAAGGCUCAAGAGAUGUGCCACAGCUGGUACGAUGAAGAUGGUGCAUUGACAAACUUCAUAAAAGACACAGAAAGUAACUCCAGCUGUCCAUGUACAGAAUAUCAAGCUCGCGUGGAUAUUGGACGUUUCAUGCCUCAUCCCAGAUGUAGUUAUCUUUUCCGUGAUAUCUCAUGCACAGAAACGUUGGGAGCGAUGAAUUGCUAUAUGUCAGCCCAGAAUGUUCAAGGGAGCACUAACCGUCGAACCAAAUAUGGACAUGAACAUACGUCCUACUCAACUCAUUAUGGACAAACUUGUUGCUAUGAUUCAAAAGGAUUUUUGAUGCAGUCCAGUUAUCAGCCUGUUGUGAAGAUAGAAGACUCAACACCUUACUCUCCUGGUUUCCCAACACGAGCUUAUGAAAUGGGAUCUGAUCCUUACCAGGGCAUGUUUGAAGUUCCUGGUUUAUCCACUUUCCAUCAUGAUAUCAUGCCUUACUACUUCUGUUGUAAAUAUGCUGAUUUCCGAUGUCAAAUGUUUUAUUGGAGAAGACCAUCAUCUUCUUGCCAGGCAUACGAACCAGCAGCUACAGGAUCCAUUAUGGGCGCAGGAGUCAUUUCAACUCUGAAUAAUAGAAAUCUUGUUUUCAAUGAACCUGGAAUUUUCCGUUUUCUUCAUGCUCACGCAACAAAAACUACUCCUGAGGUACAGAUUCAAGUGAGACUGGAGAGGUUCCCGGAUCGGAGUGUCGAUUUCGGUUCUCAUAAUAUCGAGCAAAGAGAUUUGGUGCAACCAACGAAUGCUACUGUAGUGACUGGUGUUGUUCUUCAUUCUUCUGAUGCUGACAGAGUUCAUGUUGUUCUUCGUAAAGAUACUCGUAGAGGACGUUAUAAGACUUCGAUCAUUGUUGGAAAUGUCAUCAGAUACUUUGAUAACAUGCAUUUACAGAGAUUCAGAGGUGUAACAAUCUAUGUGAAUAACGUCGAGAAGGGACAAGCCGAGAUCUUCGUCGUCUUAGAUAAAGCACAAAUCGGUUUGAGAAUAAGAGAGUCUUACGCAAUCGAUAUUGAUCGAAAGUUCCAGUAUAUGGAGAGUUUAGGUUUACUGGAUGUACAGGUGUCUGUCCCUCCACAAUACAAAGUGCAUCGUCGUGAUGGAAUUCCUCGUGAUAAUGACGAUCCUAAAGUGGAUGGUCUGAUAAACCCUUAUCCAGAUGAUGUAUACAGUGAUCAAUACGCUUCCACCUUGCUCUGGGGAAAUGUCAAUGAUGGAAGCAGCAGAAGUGCUUUGUUAAAAUAUAAAAUAAAGGGAGAUCAUGAAACUCAAAACGUGGAUUUACAACAACACAGUGAUGACACUCAUGAUUUGUUCCAAGCGAGAAAUGAUAAGGAGAAGAUGUUCCAAGCGUUUGCUGACCACUACCUGAAAGGGCCUGUAUAUAAAGUAUCUUCCAAGUAUCAGAAUAUUCCAUUCUUACCUCAAACUGAAGCUGAUUUUAAACAGUUCUUACGUUUCUGCUCAACGAUCCAGUCUGCUGAAUUCAUGACUAGAGAAGAUCGAAAACAGUAUGCUCGUUGCCCCAUCCAUUUGACACACUUGGAAUCUGAAUGUGGACAAGAUGUCACGUGUAUCUACGACGCUGUCAUGCUUCAAGCUCAGCUAUUAGGAGAAGAAUCUCGAGAAUCGUUCCAUACGUAUAUUGAGAAUCGUCAAUUGGGAGAAGGACGAUACAACAGCUGCGGAGCCAUGAACAUUGAAUAUCCUGAAUAUCUCAUCAAAGGACCUUCAAGCGGAGAACCAGCUUACUUAGAAGGAAACACAUUGUCUUUCAGUUGCUUCCAGACACAUAUCGUCAAAGGCAACUCCGACUUCACCUGUCGUCGAAUCAAAAAUGAACGAGAUAAUACAUAUCGUUUCCAAUGGACUCAAGGAAGUCAGCCAUGGUGUCGAGCAAGAGCAACAGAUAACGUUCUAACUUGGCUGCAAUGGAUUGCUGUAGCUUUAGGAAUCAUGCUUAUACCAGUUAUCAUCUUCUCUACUUGUUGGGCAAUAAAGCAGAGCCAAAAAAAUAAAGCCAAUAGAAACGCUGAAUCUAAAGAAGUAGAAAUGGUGCUGUUAAGAUCUGAUGCAUCAGGACCAACUAGAGAUCUUUAUACACCAGAAUCCAGCAUUACACGGUUCGACAGAGAACCUGGUCAACGAGCUCGUCAACCAGAAUACACUCCGUACAAAUCGUCAUUUAAGCCAAACAUCAAAGAACUAUCAGUUUAA